AUGGCAUCACAAACCAACAAAGAGCUUUUCGUGGGUGGACUUGCAAGGAUUUUGAAAGAACAGCGACAAGUCGAUGUCCGGCUGAAGGCAGGGGACAGCGAUCAGAAGGGUGUAUCUAUAUCUGCUCAUAAGCUUGUUCUGUCUGCAAGAUCUGAGGUGUUUAAGAUGAUAUUGGAAACAGAAGAGAUCAAGGCUACAACUACGCUAGACACAAUCACUCUCUCAGAGCUAAAACACACAGAGUUAGUGGCUUUGGUUGAGUGA
Arabidopsis thaliana (thale cress) is the source of this 264-nucleotide messenger RNA. RefSeq names its product BTB/POZ domain-containing protein. The record is from RefSeq and is marked reviewed. The coding region runs from base 1 to 264 and encodes 87 amino acids. The transcript is spliced from 2 exons. Lineage: Eukaryota; Viridiplantae; Streptophyta; Magnoliopsida; Brassicales; Brassicaceae. Gene Ontology annotation, biological process: protein ubiquitination.